Plutella xylostella (diamondback moth) is the source of this 1220-nucleotide messenger RNA. Its product is annotated as syntenin-1. Gene Ontology annotation, molecular function: protein binding. Gene Ontology annotation, cellular component: cytoplasm; plasma membrane. The record is from RefSeq and is a predicted model, not a curated record. NCBI's taxonomy places the organism in Eukaryota, Metazoa, Arthropoda, Insecta, Lepidoptera, Plutellidae.
UUUACAAAUUACAAAAAGGCUGGGCGGAGCUAAUCGCUUUGUUAUUUUUGUUUGUGUUUCUCGUUUCUCGCUCGCUCGACCGCUCGUUGUCUGCAUUGAAUUGGAUUGGCUCGCCGAGAACCAAGAAAGGAUAACGUAAACUUGUGACUAAUUCGGUCGGAACAACGUGAAAAACCCAGGUCGGUGAUAUAUACUAACCUACCUUCUUUCGUUCGUAUCGUAUCCUUGAACGGUUGAAAACAGAAAUCAAUAUUGAAAAUGUCGCUGUAUCCAUCAUUAGAAGAUAUGAAAGUGGACAACAUGGCUCGGGCUCAAAUAGCCCACCAGUAUCAAGCGCCGCCGCCUAGCUAUGGCCAUCACUCGGCUCCCUCUGCCCCGAGGACUCUUUCCGGGGCGAUGUACCCCUCUCUUGGAGAAUACAUGGGCCUUGAGCUCUCUUCUGAUGUUAUAGCUCUUAAUAUGCCUGAGUAUCAAAUCCAACCGGUUGCAGCCAGUGGUGGCGUGUCGAAUGUAAUAGCACCAAUAUCAUCUCAAUCCUUGACUCUGGCCAAGGCAACUGUUACUCAAGCUAUUCGUCAAGUCAUUUUGUGCAAAGACCAGCAGGGGAAAUGUGGCUUACGUCUGCAUUCGGUCAACAGUGGCAUGUUUGUGUGCUAUGUGGCUGCGGAGAGCCCGGCUGCCCUUGCUGGCCUGAGGUUCGGAGACCAAGUGCUGGAGAUCAACGGCACAUCUGUAGCCGGCAUGACCAUGGAGCAGUGUCAUGACAUGCUUAAGAAAGCCGGCACUAAUGGGAUCACUUUGGCUGUCCGUGAUAGGCCAUUUGAGAGGACAAUCACUCUUCACAAAGACUCCUUGGGCCACAUUGGGUUCCAUUUCAAGAAUGGCAACAUUGUUGGGCUGGUCAAGGACUCGUCUGCGGCCCGCAACGGCUUGCUGACUGACCACCAACUCCUGGAAGUCAACACUAUAAAUGUGGUUGGAAUGAAAGAUAAGGAGAUAUCUAAGGUUAUAGAUGAAAGUCCAUCUGUUGUCAACAUCACCAUUAUUCCGUACUACAUAUACAAGCACAUGAUAAGCAAGAUGUCAACUUCAUUAUUCAAGGACCUGGACCGCACCCCCGCCGUGUAACCGAGACGCCCGCAGAUGACCUAGAUCACCUAGAUGUAAGACCUAUAUUACUGCACGAAUUAGGUAUUUAAUCAUUUGUAACAUGCACACAA